Striga hermonthica is the source of this 1437-nucleotide messenger RNA. The record is from the annotation of a GenBank genome assembly. Lineage: Eukaryota; Viridiplantae; Streptophyta; Magnoliopsida; Lamiales; Orobanchaceae.
AUGCCAGGGGCAACGAUGGACUCCGAGCUGCCCGUGGAGCCACAGUCGCUGAAGAAGCUGAGCUUCAAAUCCUUGAAGAGAGCUCUGGAUCUAUUCUCUCCUACCCACGGACAAUUGCCGCUGCCUGAUACGGAAAGUAAGAAGAUUCGAGUAAGUCAUAAGCUAAAUGGUGAGUAUGGAUGUGUGAAAAAUGUGGCAACCGAAAGUUCUGCUCGUGUGGCAGCUGCAAAAAGUCGAGCAAAGCAGACUUCUACCACCUCAAAUGUCUUGGCACUUCCAGGUAUUGCAAGAUACCUAACCUUAAAUGAUGUGUUGGUGUUCAAAUUUAUUAACUCUGAAUUGGUGAAGAUUUGUCAUUUGAGUAUGCAUGUUAAGAAAUCUCAUUUGUUUGUGAUGCUCAGGAAUCUGUCUACUUCUGCCAUUAUGGAGAGAAUUCCAAGUAGAUGGCCUCGCCCUGUAUGGCAUGCACCGUGGAAGAAUUAUAGAGUCAUUAGUGGCCAUUUGGGCUGGGUGCGGUCGGUUGCUGUUGACCCAAGUAAUAAUUGGUUUUGCACAGGGUCUGCUGAUCGAACAAUCAAGAUAUGGGACUUAGCAAGUGGCCGCCUGAAACUGACACUUACUGGUCACAUUGACCAAGUACGAGGUCUAGCUGUUAGCAGCAAGCACACAUACAUGUUUUCCGCUGGUGAUGACAAAUUAGUAAAAUGUUGGGACCUAGAGCAGAAUAAGGUUAUUCGUUCUUAUCAUGGUCAUCUUAGUGGUGUGUAUUGCUUGGCUCUUCAUCCCACUAUUGACAUUUUGUUUACUGGAGGACGAGAUUCCGUAUGUCGGGUGUGGGAUAUUCGCAGCAAAACGCAAAUUCAUGCACUUUCUGGACAUGAGAAUACAGUAUGUUCAGUCUUCACAAGGCCUACAGAUCCACAAGUGAUAACAGGUUCUCAUGAUUCAACUAUAAAGCUAUGGGACCUUAGAUACGGUAAAACAAUGGCAACUCUCACACAUCAUAAGAAAUCUGUGCGGGCCAUGGCUCUUCAUCCUAAGGAGGACUGUUUUGUAUCUGCAUCUGCUGAGAACAUUAAAAAGUUUAAACUUCCAAAGGGGGAAUUCAUGCACAAUAUGCUCUCCCAACAGAAAACUAUUAUUAAUUCUGCAGCAGUCAACGAGGAGGGUGUACUUGCCACUGCAGGUGACAAUGGAAGUUUGUGGUUCUGGGACUGGACGAGCGGUCACAAUUUCCAGCAAGCCCAGACAAUCGUACAACCCGGUUCGUUGGAUAGUGAAUCCGGUAUAUACGCGAUUACGUAUGAUAUAACUGGUUCGAGGCUGAUUACUUGUGAGGCGGAUAAGACGAUCAAAAUGUGGAAAGAGGAUGAGAUGGCGACACCAGAGACUCAUCCCCUUCAUUUUAAGCCACCCAAAGACAUGCGGCGCUUUUAA